Xiphophorus maculatus (southern platyfish) is the source of this 747-nucleotide messenger RNA. RefSeq names its product forkhead box protein I3-like (gene foxi3a). The transcript has 2 exons. Gene Ontology annotation, molecular function: DNA-binding transcription factor activity, RNA polymerase II-specific; RNA polymerase II cis-regulatory region sequence-specific DNA binding. Gene Ontology annotation, biological process: cell differentiation; regulation of transcription by RNA polymerase II; anatomical structure morphogenesis. The record is from RefSeq and is a predicted model, not a curated record. Bases 1 to 747 code for a protein of 248 amino acids. Lineage: Eukaryota; Metazoa; Chordata; Actinopteri; Cyprinodontiformes; Poeciliidae.
AUGGACCAGGCUCUGGUUCUGGACGGGUCCACCUGCAGCCUUUACCCCAGCUCCGCUCCAUCUUCCUGGCCGGUUCCGGACCCGGUCCCCGGCACCGCUCCGCUCUGGUCCUGGUUCUGCUCCUGGGAUCCACUGGGCCCGGUGCGGCCCCCAUACUCGUACUCAGCCCUUAUUGCCAUGGCGAUCCAGAGCUCGCCCAAUCAGAGGCUGACGCUGAGCCAGAUCUACAGCUUCGUGUCGACCCAUUUCCCGUUCUACGACCGCAACCGGGCCGGCUGGCAGAACUCCAUCCGCCACAACCUGUCGCUCAACGACUGCUUCAGGAAGGUCGCCCGCGGCGAUGACGACCCAGGUAAGGGCAGCUACUGGACUCUGGACCCGGACUGCGGGAAGAGGUUCGACAACGGCAGCUUCCGCCGCAGGAGGAAGAGGAAGUCUGACAGGGAUCCAUCAUCAUCAUCAUCAGAGCCCAGCUCCAAAUGUCCCAGCAUGCACUGCAGCAGCUCUGCUCUUCCUCACUCUGACUCCUCCUCUUCAUCGCUGAACUUCCUGGUUCCAGACUCCACUCCUCCUCCUCUUCCUCUUCCUCCUCCUCUUCCCGUCUUCCCCCCAGCCCAGUGGACUCCCCCCCCACUCUCCUGCCUGGCCGACCAUCAGGCCUGCAUGGAGCCCGGUUCCGGUUCUGAUCCGGGUUUCUCCGAGUUCUUCAGCGAUGCUCUGCUGCUCGACUUUCUGCUCCUUCAGUGA